Molecule: messenger RNA, 228 nt
Organism: Lactuca virosa
Lineage: Eukaryota; Viridiplantae; Streptophyta; Magnoliopsida; Asterales; Asteraceae
Source: the annotation of a GenBank genome assembly
AUGAAGUCUUCCAGCAAUCAUGAGCUUGUGACGACGCAACCGGGAACUAAGGGGAUGGUUGUGGCCUUGUCGUCGUUAAAGGGCAGCAGCGGCAGCAGCGCACGUAUGGCGGUGAUUGCGGCUUCCGAUGGUGGCUGGGUUGCUCGUGACUGGAGGACGGCUGAUCUCUCACGUCCGACUUCAUCCCCAGCAACCACUGGAGGCGUGGCGGGGUUCUCCGAUGGCUAA